This is a messenger RNA of Phytophthora nicotianae INRA-310, 819 nucleotides long. RefSeq lists its product as hypothetical. Gene Ontology annotation, cellular component: plasma membrane; endoplasmic reticulum. Gene Ontology annotation, biological process: calcium ion transmembrane transport; manganese ion transport; intracellular calcium ion homeostasis. Gene Ontology annotation, molecular function: P-type calcium transporter activity. NCBI's taxonomy places the organism in Eukaryota, Oomycota, Peronosporomycetes, Peronosporales, Peronosporaceae. The record is from RefSeq and is a predicted model, not a curated record. The transcript has a single exon. Bases 1 to 819 code for a protein of 272 amino acids.
AUGGUUGACCCCCCAGACUUAUAUGGCCGAAACUCAUGCGUGGACCCGAGCGAACUAAGGCGAGCGUCGUCUCAACAAGACGAGGCCGCGGCCGAGGAGAUGCCGCCAUCCUCUUCUUUCUCUUACGCUGCAGCGCACACUCCUAGAGCCAGCGCCGGCCGCGCCACGAGCGCAGAGAACAACAACCUACUACUGAACGACGAUGACGUCGCUAGCGAACGAUCUUCGCACCGCGACCGAUUCCUGAGCGACGCUGAGCGUCUCGUAGCCAUGGACCCGCGUAAGACCCGCGAAUCCUUUGCCCAAGUCGACCACCGAGAGGACCAGUGGGCUUGGCAUGAGAAGCCUGUGGCCACCAUCCUGGAGGGCUUUGGAGUGGAACCCAAGCUCGGCCUGGACGCCGAGAACGCCAGCAAGCGCCUGGCCGAGAAUGGCCCCAACUCUCUCAAGGCAGAGAAGAGAGUCCCCGUGUACAUCAUCUUCCUGUUGCAGUUCACCAACGUGAUCAUCGGUCUGCUGAUGGCUGCAGCCCUGGCCUCCAUCGCUCUACAAGAGUACGUGGAAGGCCUUGCCAUCAUCGCCAUCGUGACGCUGAAUGCUGUCAUUGCUACGAUCCAAGAGCGCAACGCCAGCAACGCCCUCGAGGCGUUGCAGAAGAUGACGUCUCCGCAGUGCGUCGUACUGCGCGACGGCGGCCGCCAAGUCCAGAUCCCGAGCGAGCAGCUCGUCACCGGAGAUAUCGUCGUGUUGACGACAGGAGACAUUGUGCCGGCCGACAUCCGUCUCAUCCACAGCGCCGACUUCAAGGUCAACGAUUGA